Cryptotermes secundus is the source of this 429-nucleotide messenger RNA. RefSeq names its product 40S ribosomal protein S21 (gene RpS21). Bases 110 to 361 code for a protein of 83 amino acids. The record is from RefSeq and is a predicted model, not a curated record. NCBI's taxonomy places the organism in Eukaryota, Metazoa, Arthropoda, Insecta, Blattodea, Kalotermitidae. The transcript is spliced from 5 exons. Gene Ontology annotation, molecular function: structural constituent of ribosome. Gene Ontology annotation, biological process: endonucleolytic cleavage in ITS1 to separate SSU-rRNA from 5.8S rRNA and LSU-rRNA from tricistronic rRNA transcript (SSU-rRNA, 5.8S rRNA, LSU-rRNA); translation; endonucleolytic cleavage to generate mature 3'-end of SSU-rRNA from (SSU-rRNA, 5.8S rRNA, LSU-rRNA). Gene Ontology annotation, cellular component: cytosolic small ribosomal subunit; ribosome.
CGAUACCGGAAGGAAACCAUAAAUUCUCCUCUGUAAAGUUGGUAAUUUGGUGGUUUCGUGGCUUUGUUACUGCGGUAUUAUUUGAGAAGAAAGUUCCAGGUUUGCUAUAAUGGAAAAUGACGCUGGUGAAUCUGUCGAUCUCUAUCGGCCCAGAAAGUGCUCUUCAAGUAGCCGAAUCAUCCACGCGAAGGAUCAUGCUUCGAUCCAGAUCAAUAUUGCGGAAGUGGAUCCACAAACAGGGCGAAUGACAGAGGCCACAAAGAUGUAUGCAAUAUGUGGAGCCAUAAGAAGGAUGGGAGAAUCAGAUGAUUGCAUCAAUCGGCUUGCGAAGAAGGACGGGCUGCUGGCCAAGAACUUUUAAGUUUCCUUCCUGCGAUUCUUCAUAAUAUUUAUAUAAUGAAACAUCAAUAAAUUAAAUAGAAAAAUGAC